Alnus glutinosa is the source of this 1459-nucleotide messenger RNA. RefSeq names its product shikimate kinase, chloroplastic. Lineage: Eukaryota; Viridiplantae; Streptophyta; Magnoliopsida; Fagales; Betulaceae. Gene Ontology annotation, cellular component: chloroplast. The coding region runs from base 269 to 1162 and encodes 297 amino acids. Gene Ontology annotation, molecular function: shikimate kinase activity. The record is from RefSeq and is a predicted model, not a curated record. The transcript is spliced from 11 exons.
ACUGUGUACCCCCCCCCCCCCCCAACAACCACCAGGUCCACCAUUACGCCAUUCUGAAGACGAGUGCCUAUAAAGACUCGGAGCACUACGCAACUUCACGUUCCUCUCUGCCUUCACCUGCGUUUUCAUAGCUUCGGCUGCUCUCUCACAUUUUUCAGCGAAAUAAAUAUUAAACUAAGUUGGAUGCUUUGUCUCUGUUUGUGAAAUUACAAAUAAAUUCGAAGAUUGAUUAAGUUAUCAGCGAAAUCGAGCUAUUGUGACAGCGAGAAUGGAGGCAAAAGUUGCACAGAGUUUGCUACUUUCACCGACCGGUUCGGAGAAAAUUGUAAGGGGGCCGAGCGGUUCAGUGCGGUUCUCUCGGCGAUUCAGGGAACAGGAUAGGAUUCAUCUGCUAGUCUCUGCUCAAUGUCAGCCUAAAACAAGCCUUUCGAAUCGGCGCAAAACGGUGUCCUGUUCUUAUAAGAACUUUCCAGCUUCAAUCUUGGAAUCUGGAGGUCUUCAAGCUUCUUUUGAUGACGCUCUGAUUUUGAAGAAUAAGUCGCAAGAGAUCGAGCCACAUUUAAAUGGACGCUGCAUAUAUCUUGUUGGUAUGAUGGGCUCUGGAAAAACAACAGUGGGCAAGAUUUUGUCACAAGUAAUUGGCUAUUCCUUUUCUGAUAGUGACACGUGGGUGGAGGAGGACCUUGGUGGAACUUCUGUAAGUGAAGUAUUCAAGCUCUAUGGGGAGGGCUUCUUCAGAGAAAAGGAGACUGAGGCAUUACGGAAGCUGUCUUUGAUGCAUCGACUUGUUAUUUCUACCGGUGGAGGUGCAGUUGUUCGGCCCAUCAACUGGAAAUACAUGCAGAAGGGAAUAAGCGUCUGGUUGGAUGUUCCCGUGGAAGCCUUGGCCCAUAGAAUUUCGGCUGUAGGAACUGGUUCUCGUCCCCUUUUGAAUCAUGAUUCGGGUGAUGCGUACAAAAAGACUUACACGCGUCUGUCUACUCUUCUGGAAGAGAGGAUUGAAGCAUAUGCCAAUGCAAAUGCGAGGGUUUCCGUAGAAGAUAUUGCAGCUAAAUUAGGACAUAGAGAUGUAUGCAAUCUCACGCCAGCUGCUAUUGCAAUUGAGGCACUUGAAAAAAUUGAGGGAUUCCUAAAGGAAGAGAAUGGGAAUUUUGCAUUCUAGUCCAACGAGAGCUUCCAUAUCUGCCUAUUUUGGUACUUUUUUAUGAUAAUUCUUUUAAAUAUUUGGGUGUAGCGUGCCAUGUUUCUAUUUUUAGUAACGGAACAUGGCGCGCGAUGUUCGUAGUCUGUCUGUAAUGCUGUAAUCGUCUGGCAUUUGAAGAUAAGAAGUCAUUUCUUGUCCUAGUGUUAAGGAUAUUGUAGGUGUAUAUAGUGGCUAAUUAUCUCGUAAGGGAAUUUAAUAUCAUCUCUGGAUGAUUUCAUAAAUGAUUAUAAGGCCCGUUUGGUUUGGUUGUUGAAA